UAAAACUAUGAAUUGGCUUGGAAAAGCGUUGACUGCAAUUCUGGAUUCUGAGCGUAACACCGAUUGUAAAUUUAUCAUCAAUGAUAAGGUCUAUUUAGGCCAUAAAUUGAUCUUCUCGUGUGCGUCCGAAGUCUUUGAGCGCAUGUGCUAUGGAAACUUUACCGAGGGAACGACUGGAGAGAUUAAGCUAACAGACGUGGAGCCCGCAACUUUCGUAAUGUCCAUUAUAGAAAUUUUUAGGUGUGAACUUUUCAAAAGAGAUUAAGUCGAGAAAUAAUUCCUUAUGGGAUUGAAUUUCGGGUUUAUCAUUCAAAUUAAGGUAUUUUUCAAUAAGUUGAAAGCGGUCCAGCUCGGGAAUACA
Drosophila albomicans is the source of this 361-nucleotide messenger RNA. RefSeq lists its product as uncharacterized. Gene Ontology annotation, molecular function: protein binding. The record is from RefSeq and is a predicted model, not a curated record. Lineage: Eukaryota; Metazoa; Arthropoda; Insecta; Diptera; Drosophilidae. The coding region runs from base 8 to 265 and encodes 85 amino acids. The transcript has 2 exons.